AUAACAACAAAACAUACCUCUGUAGCUACCCAGCAGCAGCUAGCAAAGCCAGGCGCACUCCUUCUCUGUAGAAGCACACUUCCAGUAACAGGAGUGAACACAGGGCGCUGCUAAUGGGGGACUAGACACUCGGACCUAAGUUCUCCGAGGUCAACCAGGACUAAUUCGUUGUUGUUUUGGGCGUCAUAUAUAUAUAUAUCGUGUGUGUGCAAUGGCCUCAGAAGAGAUGGAGGGCAUCUGCGUGAUGCCAGAUGUGACUGGCAUCAAGACUGAAGGCGCACCUGACGACCCCAACGCGCAGAAUGUCGCCAUGGGCAUCAAGUUCAUCCUGCCGAACCGUUUCGACAUGAACGUGUGCUCGCGCUUCGUCAAGUCGCUGAACGAAGAGGACAGCAAGAACAUUCAGGACCAGGUCAACUCGGAUCUGGAGGUGGCAUCGGUCUUGUUCAAAGCGGAGUGUAACAUCCAGACGUCUCCGUCGCCGGGUAUCCAGGUGCGGCACGUCUACACGCCCUCCACCACCAAGCACUUCUCCCCCAUCAAGCAGUCCACCACACUUACCAACAAGCACCGUGGCAACGAGGUCUCCUCCACGCCCCUGCUUGUGCACUCUCUGUCCAUCCACCAGCUGGCUGCCCAGGGGGAGAUGGUGUACCUGGCCAGCCGCAUAGAGCAGGAGACCGUGAUUAACCUGCAGGACGAGGAGGGCUUCACUCCUUUGAUGUGGGCGGCGGCUCACGGCCAGAUAGCCGUGGUGGAGUUCCUGCUGCAGAACGGGGCAGACCCCCACCUCCUGGCUAAGGGGCGAGAGAGCGCCCUGUCGCUGGCCUGCAGCAAGGGAUACACCGACAUCGUCAAGAUGCUCAUUGAGUGCGGAGUAGACGUCAACGAGUACGACUGGAAUGGAGGUGCUCCGAUACUUUAUGCUGUCCAUGGAAAUCAUGUGCGCUGUGUGGAGAUUCUCCUAGAGAGUGGAUCUGACCCCACCAUGGAGUCGGACUCGGGCUUCAAUGCGAUGGACAUGGCCGUGGCUAUGGGACACAGACACGUUCAACAGGUGAUGGAGGCCCACCUACUGAAGCUGCUGCAAGGAAUUAAAGAGUAAUGAAGAGGAGAGAGGAAGAGACAGAGCAAGAGACAAGGAGGAGGAGGCAACAAUCAAUAUGGACAUACACAUCUAAAAGGGGCUAUGGAUGGAUGGAUGAACGGAUAGAAAAAUUGAGGGACAGAUGGACAUGAAUGGAUGGCAAGCUGAAAAUGAAGAGUGUCAUGGAUUGAUGGACUAAUGAGUGAAUGAAUGAAUGAAUGAAUGAAUGAAUGAAUGAUGGAUAAAUGGAUGUCUGGAUGGACUGAUGAAGCUCCCACAAAGACAACAAAUGGUCGCACAGACAGACACUGUAUGGAGGAGUUUCAUUCUGCAUGUUUACGUGUGCUCACGACAAGCACCCAGUCAUGCUGAGGUGAGGUGGUGCCACUGAUUUGUCCUCUCCAGGAAUGACUGGUUAUUAUUUAUAAUAUUUAAAAAAAUGUGUCAAGGAAGGGACAAAUGAUCCUCAAGCAUUAGACAGUUUUGUUUUUGUGUAUUGUUAUUUUAUUUCGUGUUGAUUGUUUUUCGACUGAGCAUAUAGUUAUGUGGCGGGUGUGGAAAAAUAUGUGGCCUAGUGCCAAAACCAGCCAAAUUCAUCAAGUAGUGCGUCUCCCCAUUUAUUGGGGAAGCUGACGGGGUAGUCAGUCACUAAACUAUAUAAUUGAAACCACCACCAGUACUUAUCUAGUUUUGUGUGUGAUGAACAGGGUAUUCUGGAAAGGUUAAACAGGAUGUGUCAACUAGGAGUGGUAAAUCUACGGCUGUAUCUCAAAUGGUGCACUUGCGCACUUUAGUGUUCAUUUUUCAGUGCACAUGCCGUAUUAGUUACACACUGAAACAUAGUGCCCGAAGUGCACAAGUGCACCAUUUGAGAUCCAGCCUACUACUUAGCAGAAAAACGAUUUGACUUUGUUUUUGCUAGGGGAAGCUAACACGGUAACACUUUCAUUUUUACCUGUCGUCAGUGUAUCUCCAUGUAUCAGCCUGUGAAGCUAUGUAAUUAUAUUACACAGUCCAUACCAAGCCCUAAGGUGCAUUGCAAGUACAUAAUGUUAAAUACUUUGUUCCACUAUACCGAAUUGAUAUAACUGGCAGGGUGGACCGUAAAAUAAAGAGUAACCAUUACCACUUACUAAGGGUAACUGGGUGUUACAUGUAGCCUAAACCACCUGUGCCCCAAGUCAUGUGGGGGUCAGCCUCUCUAUGCCCUGUUCCUUCAGAUGAAGGUUCAUGCGUCACCUGUGCGUAGUCUUGCCUUCCAUCAAAUCUGAAGGAAACAUUUUUUAAAACUAUUUUUAAAUACCAAACCACUGAUGCUUGACCAAGCAGGUUAUUCAUUGUGUGAUUAUUUAUUUGUAUGUGCAGUGGAUGUGUUCAUUGUGAGAGAAGGGAUGUGACCAGAAAAAAAGAGGUAGUUGAUAAAUGAGUGAAUUGAAGUCGUUGAUGCGUGCCAAAAUUACUAGCUUAAGUCAGAUUGGCCUCUUUCAGAUGGCAAAUAUUUCCUAGUAAUUGAUUUUAACAUGCUGAAAUGACUGGGGCUGCUUUAUCCGUCAGAAUAAACAUCCGAUUACCAAAAGGUGAUUGUGUUUGCUUUAGUCAUUUAUUUUCCCCAUCAAUGAGUAGCUGAUUCACCACUUUACUCCACUGCUAAUAGAUAUGAAAGGUAAUUUAAUUUGACAAAAGCAGAUGGCUUACUGAAAUGACUAAUAUCACUACUGGAAAUAUAAUAUUUUGAGCCAUACUUAGGAGUGGGUAAGAUGUAGCAAGCAGGUUCUGCCUCUGCAUUAAGCAGAUUCGCACUACUAGCAUACACACUGCAGAACAAUCAUUACUUUGACAAUUUGCAGAAUAGCUAACCAUGAACCCCUUCAUCCCUUAAAAAUGACUAUUCAAUGAGUGUGAUUUAAAAUGAAGCCAUCAUUUGGCACAUCAUCACCAAUCGCCCAAAGCUGCGGUUACUGCCACAAAAGAUUUCCCAUACCACUGACCCGCCCUCACUCUUCCCAGCUGAAGAACUCAACACAGUCACUGCAUGGUAUGGAGGGUAUUUGAUAGCAAACAUUUUAUUCCAGGUAUGCGUGUACUUAUAUUCAUGGCUGCAAAGGAGUAGCUUUCAGUAACACGGGAGAAACAGCCAGGUUCAGCUCGCGACCGUCACACACACCUCCACCUUCCGGCUCUGACGAGGGACGCGUACACACACAUCUCUCUCACACACAUUCAAACAUUCGCGCUCACACACACGCACAUACAUACAUUCGCACACCUCCACCUCUUCAGACAGGCAAACGGGGCCCAAAGCAGCAGAGGGUUACCCGGAGGAGUUUUGAGAAGGAGGGGGUGAGGUGAGCGAACAAUUAUUUUGAAAAAAAGAAUGAAAAAAAAAAUAAAA
This is a messenger RNA of Engraulis encrasicolus (European anchovy), 3479 nucleotides long. It is a transcript of the gene ankra2, whose product is annotated as ankyrin repeat, family A (RFXANK-like), 2. The transcript is spliced from 9 exons. The record is from RefSeq and is a predicted model, not a curated record. Gene Ontology annotation, molecular function: protein binding. Gene Ontology annotation, cellular component: nucleus. Lineage: Eukaryota; Metazoa; Chordata; Actinopteri; Clupeiformes; Engraulidae. Gene Ontology annotation, biological process: regulation of gene expression. The coding region runs from base 212 to 1105 and encodes 297 amino acids.